This is a messenger RNA of Closterium sp. NIES-67, 2174 nucleotides long. The record is from the annotation of a GenBank genome assembly. Lineage: Eukaryota; Viridiplantae; Streptophyta; Zygnematophyceae; Desmidiales; Closteriaceae.
GACGCGACCUUUGAGGCGACCUCUGAGGUGAACUUUGAGGUGACCUUUGAGGCGACCUUUGAGGCGACCAUUGGGGCGAUCUUUGUGGCUCCUCGAACGGCUGACGAGGAGGCGAUCUUUGAGAGUGAGAGAAGCCAGAAGGGGACUUCAUGAAGGGAGGGUGGGCGCAUGCUGUUGCCCAAUUGGCAAAACGCGUUGCAGAAACGCUGCUGCUUUCUGGCUCACGUGCAGCAUUGGCGGUAGCAGAAGCAGCAGCAGCACCAAUCGCUGCUGCUCCUGUUGCUGCUCCCGCUGCUGCUGCUGCUGCUGCUGCUUCUCCUGCCGCUCUCCUUCCACCCAACCCUGCAUCUGCAGCAAAACCACCCCUCCUCCCACCCCUCACAGUCCCCCAAACGGGCGAAUCUGCUGACUCCGAGUCACGCGAGUCGAUACUUGCUACUUUACCUGCUGCUCUUACAGCUCUGACUCCACUCACUGUGGCUUCCCCAGCGGCAAAACCCCCUCGUCCUCUUCCUCUCACCGUCCCCCACACGGGCGAAUCAGCUGAUUCUGAGUCAAGCAAGUCAACAACUUCCCUAGCACCAGCCACAGUAGCACAACGACGCACCUCUCCCUCGUUCUCUCUGGGAGUCGAUAGACUCUGAUUCAAGAGACGAUUCGUCCAUCGCAUUGAGUGCAGCAAAGCCCAGCGCAUAGGAGUUGAAAGGAUUAUGCUGGACAUGCCCCCCGUCCAACCGUCCUUCCCCCUGAAAGCUAUUCCUGCAAGCCGCACCCUCCCCUCCUCCCCCCAUCGACCUCCCCCUCCCCAGGGGCGAGCGCCGUCGGCCCGCCAAACCCCGCCUCUCUCCCCUUGCUCCGUCCUCAAUUACCCUAUUCCCAAGUUCCAGGGAAGCACGCACCUCCCCUCCUCCUCCCCCCAUCGACCUCCUUCUUCCCAGCGGCGAGCGCCUUCGGCCCUCUGUCCCCCGCAUCUUUCCCGCUCCUCCCUGCUCAUAACCCCUAUUCCUGUCGACCAAGAAAUCAAUCUCUUCCCCCCAUCCUGCCCCCCCCAUCGACCUCCUUCUUCCCAGCGGAGAGCGCCUUCGGCCCUCUGUCCCCCGCCUCUCUCCCGCUCCUCCCUGCUCAUAACCCCUAUUCCUGUCGACCAAAUAAUCAAUCUCUUCCCCCCAUCCUGCCCCCAUCGACCUCUGCCUCCCCAGCGGCAAGCGCCAACGAGCCCCCGAAUCCCGCCUCCCUCCCAGUCUUCCCCAUUCCUUAUCACCGCUUUGAGGGGGCUCAAUCUCCCCACCUUGUACCGCCAAAGAAGCAGCCUCCAAUCCCCCUCCCCCCAUCGACCUCCUCCUUCCCAGAGGCGAGCGCCUUCGAGACCCGGAAUCCCGCCCCCCUCUCGUUCUUCCCCAUUCCAUAUCACCAUUCCGAGGCUCAGGGGGCAUUCCAACAGAGUCAAGCGAGUCAACGCAGGUCUUCUCAGCCGCAUCGAGCUUCCCGGAUCCCCUCCUCCCCCGCGGCUCUCGGGUUCGGUACUCUAACGGGGGUUCUCUCAGAAAGUCAAGCGAGUCAACGCAGGUCUUCUCAGCAGCACCCAGCGUCCAGGACCCCCUCCUCUCCAGCAGCAUCCCCCUUCCUUGGGAAUCCAGCACUGUUUCCGGCUGUAGCCAAGGCUUUUCAGCAAAUUCAAACGGGUCAACGCAGGUCUUCUCAGCAGCACCCAGCGUCCAGGACCCCCUCCUCCCCAGCAUUCCCACACCCUCAGUGGCUUGGACUACUUCCACCGACUCUAAAGGCGGCACAGGAGGCAUUUCAGCAACGUCGUCAAACGAGCCCGCGUGGGUCUGGCCACCACAGGACCGGAGAUCCAGUGAUCUUUGCUUAUGAAUCCGCCCCCCCUUCUUGUCCUUGAGCUGUGCUACUCUUGAUUUCACCACCGGCUUUCCAAGAAAGUCAAACGGGUCAACGCAGACCUGGGCGGUGGCUGUGCGCUCAGCAGAAAAACCAGCAGAACCAGUAGCAUUACUACCAGCUGCAGCAGCAGCAGCAGCAGCAGCCCCAGCAGCAGCAUGCAGAGGCACAUCUGACCCUCUGCAUCUGCCAGCGGCUCCAGCAGCAGCAGCAGCAGCAUCUGAUAAAUCAUCUUCAGAAGUGAGCUGGCAGAUCGGCAAUGGUCCUAGUUCCCC